Molecule: messenger RNA, 1114 nt
Organism: Mobula hypostoma (lesser devil ray)
Lineage: Eukaryota; Metazoa; Chordata; Chondrichthyes; Myliobatiformes; Myliobatidae
Product: enhancer of rudimentary homolog
Exons: 4
Coding region: 16-483 (155 amino acids)
Source: RefSeq, a predicted model, not a curated record
AAAGUUUUUUACAAAAUGAAAAGUUUCUCUGAACUUUCAGCCAAUCGCAUCGAGGGGUGGCGCGGAGAGAUAGGACGCGGCGUGACGUCACUGCUGUUCCGGGUGGAAGGUCGCGCGGAGCAGCUUUCCGGUUUCCAUUUCUUGUCCGGACGGGGCUCGUGGGGGAAAAUGUCACACACCAUCCUGCUGGUGCAGCCCACAAAACGACCAGAAGGCAGGACGUAUGCCGACUAUGAAUCUGUCAAUGAGUGUAUGGAAGGUGUCUGUAAAAUGUUUGAAGAGCAUCUGAAACGGAUGAACCCCAACAGCCCCUCUAUCACAUACGACAUCAGCCAACUCUUCGACUUCAUUGACGACCUUGCUGACCUGAGCUGUCUCGUUUACCGAGCAGACACACAGACGUACCAGCCGUACAAUAAGGACUGGCUGAAGGAGAAGAUCUACAUUCUGCUUCGCCGGCAGGCACAGCAGGCAGGGAAAUAACUUUGGCCUGUCUCUUCUGAUCCAUGCUUGGCUCGGAGAGAGCGGUUCUACCAAUUUGUGUUCUUUUUUCUUUGUAGUUCACAGAUGUUCCUCUCCAGGUCUCGGCUGUACCUAAGUACACUGAUUCGAGAUCUGAGGUAUUUUUGUAGAAAUAAUUUUGAAUUUUUUCCCUGUCUCCCCCCCCCCGACCACCAUCCAUUAGCUCUUUUUUUUAGAAAAAUCAUGCAUUGCUGUUUUAAGAUAGACCCGUGUUCAAUGCAAUGAAGAGUCUUGUAUGUUCUUAAUAGCAUCCUAGAUGCAAGUAAUGUCAUAUGAACCCUUUGAUGCUUUUUUUCCUGGCAAGGACCCUGACAAACUUGCCUGUCAUCUGUUCAGACGUCCAGUUUUCUUGCAUGCAGGACAACUCGUUGUUAGUGGUUUUGCAAACACUUUUUUCUGUGAUAUCCUUAGCGCGACGCUAAGUGUGGUUGUUAGGAAAUGACAUUUUGGUUAGACGCGCUUCCUAGAACACUGAAACUUCCCUUAGGGACAUGCUGCGUAUCUGCCAGACAAAGGUCUCCUUAUCCAGUAACCUUUAUUCUUGCUUUCUCUGGUUGUAUUUGUGAUUUUUGCAGAUUAAAGAUGUUUUAAU